Molecule: messenger RNA, 276 nt
Organism: Sphenostylis stenocarpa
Lineage: Eukaryota; Viridiplantae; Streptophyta; Magnoliopsida; Fabales; Fabaceae
Source: the annotation of a GenBank genome assembly
AUGUCACGGUGCUCUCAGGAGAAUGUGAGUGGAAGAGAGACACUAGAUUUUGAGGAGCAUUCAGCAACGGCUCUAUUUGGUGCGGUGAGUGUAACAGUGGGAGAGAAAAUUGGAACGUCUGAAACAGUAACAGAGACACGCAUGGAGCUUAAUGGCGGUGCCACUAAGAAGUGGAGAGUGAAUGCGGAGAGAGAUUGGAGAGAACAGAGAAUAACGUUGGAACGGAAAACCGCUGAUGCUAUGUUGAUGGGAGGAUGGGUUUAUAGGGAUCACUGA